ACACCGGGAGCUUCCGCCGCUAAGGGAAGCAUGUCUCAGGUUCAGCCCGCUCCGGGUGCGCACGGACAGAAACACAAGCAGGAGAAACCCUCAACAAGCUCACAGUUCAAACUGCCAGGCACCAAGGAUGUAACCGAGGAGGACAUGCUGCGGGAAAUUGAAGAUUUGAGAUCUGAAAACGACUACCUCAAGGAUGAAGUGGAUGAGCUGCGUGCAGAGAUGGAGGAGAUACGAGACAGCUACCUGGAGGAGGAGGUCUACCAGCUGCAGGAGCUGCGGAGGGAACUGGACCGGUCCAACAAGAACUGCCGCAUCCUGCAGUACCGCCUGCGGAAAGCUGAGCAGAAAAGCCUGCGGGUUGCACAGACUGGCCACGUGGACGGAGAGUUGCUCCGUAGUCUGGAGCAGGAUCUGAAGGUGGCCAAAGAUGUGUCUGUGCGCUUACACAACGAGCUAGAGAGCGUGGAGGACAAACGCAGCAGAGCUGAGGAUGAGAACGAGCUGCUCAGACAAAAGAUCAUCGAGGUGGAGAUUUCCAAACAGGCACUGCACAACGAGCUGGAGAGGCUCAAAGAGACUGCACUAAGAAGACGAGGAAGCAGAGAAACAUUUAAAGAGAAGAAAUCCACAAGUCAGGAGGACAGCGCAGACCUCAGGUGCCAGCUCCAGUUUGCCAAAGAGGAAUCCAGCCUGAUGAGGAAAAAGAUGGCGAAGCUGGGCCGGGAGAAGGAUGAACUGGAGCAGGAGCUGCAAAAGUACAAGUCGAUUUACGGAGACGCUGAUAGUCCCCUUCCCCUGGCCGAGUGCUCUGGUGGAGGCCCUCACACCACUCGAGAAGCUGAGCUGCGACUACGACUCAAGCUGGUGGAGGAAGAGGCUAAUAUCCUGGGCAGAAAGAUUGUGGAGCUGGAGGUGGAGAACCGCAGCCUGAGGGCGGAAAACGAAGACAUCCGGUGUCAGUAUGAAAGAGACUGCUUUGGCCGAGAACCCUUCUCCAGCAUGCCAUCAUCGCCAUAUGGUGGUGAUGCGGUUGAGUCGGCCACUGAGCUUCGUCGUCAUCUGCAGUUUGUGGAGGAGGAGGCUGAGCUGUUGCGUCGUUCCAUUUCAGAGAUUGAGGACCACAACAGGCAGCUGACAUCGGAACUCAAUCGCUUCAAAUUCGGCCCCAGCAGCAGCUCUGGGGUUUAUGGCGAAGAGGGUAGUGAAGGAGCAUUGUUUAAACCUGGUAAUGGGGGGAGCAGUAAUGGCUCUGGCAGCGGCAUGAUGAUGGAGGAGCUGAAGUCAGCCAGGAUGCAGAUCAAUGAGCUGAGUGGAAAGGUGAUGAAGCUGCAGUAUGAGAACCGUGUCCUCAUGUCUAACGUCCAGCGCUGCGACCUGGCUGCGCAUCUUGGCCUGCGCACCGGCAGCCCUCGAGACAGCGAUGCAGAGAGUGAUGCAGGUCGACGGGAAGCCGCUGAGGACGAGGAGACAGGGCGACUCCUUCUUCUCCACCCCAAGAGAGAGGGCCCAAUUGGGGGUGAGAGCGACUCUGAAGACCUGUUUGAGAAAACAACCACCACCUCAGGGUUCGGAAGCAUCAAACCUGCAGAUGGCAGCAAGCUCAGCGCCACUGAACUGGCCAAUCGCAGGAGGGAAGAGCGAGAGUCAUUCACUAAUGUCAAACGAGAGGCAGAAAGACUGGGGAAGACAGUCGACCGCCUGAUCACCGACACUGACAGUUUGAUCCUCGAUGGCAGGCUGCUGGUCACAACAGGAGAGAGUCUGGAGGGAGGGGCGCUGUCCGGAUCCAAACCAGACACCCAAGUCCUGGACACCAUCAACACUCGCAUGAAGGCUUUCCGCACUGAGCUGCACAUCUUCGUGGAGAAGCUGGACCAUGCAGGAGAGGGGCUGAGAGAAAGGACAGAUGAUCUGUCACCCAUGCCGAACCUCACAGAGUCCAGCAGCUUCCUGUCCACAGUCACCUCCAUGUCCCGCGACUCUCCUAUUGGCACCAUUGGAAGAGACCUGGUGACGGACUUCCAGUUUGGUCAGAGGGAUGAGCUGGAGUGGCGUCUAGGACAGGAGCGAGGCGUGGAGCCCCAGAGCCAGAGCCAGGGUGGGGGCCAGGCCCAGAGCAAGGGAGCCACUGGACUCACUAGGUACCACAGGCCCCUGGCUUUAAGAGCAGAGCUCCGGGACACGCCUGCUUCUGACAUCCAGUUUCAUCUGGAUCAUGAACGAAGGCUGAGAGCGGUAACGGAGGAACGGGAGGCUGCUGUUUCUCUGCCUCAGCAGGUGGAUGAGCGUUUGCAUCUGGAGGCCCAGCGUGGAGGUCUGGAGCUGCAGGGCCUACAGAGCGCUGAGGUUCCCUGGGCUCAGGAGAGAGCCAUGCUGCAACAACAGGUUAAUAUGUUCAGACGCAGCACCAUUAUCUUCUACAUGAAGCUCAGAUGGAUCCUAAUGCACUGGAGGCUCAGCUGCAAGGAGGACACCGGAGAUGGGGCGGUGCACCCAGAGUUUGAGAAGUUGGAGGGCAUCCCAGAGUUGGAUGUGAUAAUGGAGCAGGAAGAGGGGGAGUCAGAUCAAGACGAUAAAAUCUGUUUACCACAGAUGCCAGGGGACAUCUUGGACCCUGUGCCCACCAUCUCUCUGCCAUCACCUGAUCGUCACCCGCAGCAUCAAAGACAGUUUGGUGAGAACCGUCGGGUGCUGCAGGCCCUGUGGACCCUGCUGGAAGAGUUUCGAGAGGAGCUGCGGGAGGAGGAGACGCAGCGAUGCCAGCUGCAGCAGUCCUACGCCAAUGACAAAGCCGCCUGGGAGGUCAAGUGGGCAGAGAUGAAGUGCCAGGUGGCCAAGCUGGAGCAGGAAGCACGAAGCAAAGUGCGAGGUGAAGCUCAGGGAGGUGAAGGUGACCCUGAGUGGCCCUUGAAACAGGAGCGUGAGGAGCACCGGCGUUUGUUGGCUGAGAGCCACAGCACCUCCCUGGACCUUCGCUGGAAACUGCAGCACGGAGAGAAAAGGUGGAGCCGCGAGAGGGCCGAGCUGCUGGAACGCUUCGACCGGGAGCGACAGGAGUGGGACGGCAGCAUGAGGGAGCUCCACCGCAAGAUGGAGAGGAUGCAGAGAGAGCUGAACACCUGCCGUGGAGAUGGAAGUUCAGGCCAGAGAGGCGUGUUCUCUUCUCAGGACAGUCCCUGUAGUGCUCCCCGGUCACCUCGUUCUCCCCGGUCCCCCUGCACAUCCGCCCCUGUCCCAGGUGCCCCCACUCGCUCCCACUCGGACUCCGAGGCCAUGCUGGAGGAGCAGGGGGCCGCAAUGAGGCUGAAGGGCAUGACGGAGAACCUUUUCCUGGAUGCAUUGUCUCUGGACCCCCUCAGCAGCAUGGAGGUCCCUCCACCCUCUGGACUGGAGAGUGAGAAGAGAUUCCCCUGCAUGAAGGAGGCCCUGAAUGAGAUUUCGGAGCGAGAAGGUGCUCCUGUGUACCCAGAGGAGGAGCUGGGAGGUGGGAGUCUGCUCAGAGCCAAGUCAGUUUGCUCCAUGAGCGACUUCCAGCGGUUAAUGGACAGCUCGCCAUUCCUCCCAGACAAGACUCGCCACGGUGAUCAGGAAGAAGAUGAUAUCACCCCGCCGCUGUCCCCAGAUGACCUCAAGUAUAUUGAGGAGUUUAACAAUAAGGGCUGGGACUUCCCAUCAUCCACCUCUGGCCCAGGUCCUGCCCAGGAGGUGUGGACAGAUAAAAAUUCAGGGGCUCCAGGAGGGGAGCUCAUACCUGAUCCAUUCCAGCCAACCUCCUGGUUCCUGACCACCAGUGCCACCCUGACCACCAGCACCGUAAGCAGCCCUGAGCACUGCCAUAAGUCCCAGCGGAGGGGAAACGGAGCAGGGGCGGCGGGGAUGGGUGUGGAGCACUAUGGGGUGCACAGCCUCCACAGCCCCGCCAGACACGGGGCAGCUGAGCGGCCCACUACCCAAGACCCAAACUACCUGUAUGCAAAGGGGACCAAAGCUAGGAGUGGAGAAGAAGCUGGGGUGGGGCCCAGUGGGCCGGAUGAGAUGUUCAGCAGUGGGAGAUGGCCAUGUGGGCUUCUGGAGGGUGGGGGGCUGAGGACGUCUCCUAGUCAGUCUCCUAUCUGCCCCAUGGUGGGCUAUGCCUCUUCUUUGGAGCUUCAGCUCUCCAGAAACAUGAGUGACGACAUGAAGGAGGUGGCCAUUUCUGUGAGGAACGCCAUCCGCUCUCCACCAGGACCUGUUUUCAGGGACACUGCCUGCCAGACAAAUGGAUUCGCCACACGAGGCACUCAGACCACCCAAACCAUCAGUGUGGGGCUACAGACAGACUUGUUGAGGAACGUAACCAGCAGCCCCCACUGCUGCCUCACCCCAAAGGGUGGGAGCACACCCAUCUCUUCCCCGUCACGCAGCUCAAGGAAGGUCCAGUAUUCUCCUGUCGCCCAGAGUAAGUUUGAACGACCGUGCUGCUCACCAAAAUACGGCUCACCCAAACUUCAGCGCAAACCGUCCACGUCCAACAAGGCUGAACUACCCAAUACCAGCCGCGCUCCCACCCCCACCACACCCCAAAAGGGCAACAGUGAGUCAGCAUGGGCCCGUUCUACCACCACUCGCGACAGCCCUGUCCACACCACCAUCAAUGAUGGCCUAUCCAGCCUCUUCAAUAUCAUCGACCACACCCCCCUUUAUGAAUCCAUGCAGAAAUUCAACAAGUCGCCCAGUCGCUCACGCCCCACCCCACCCUCCACCACCGAGCCCAGCCCUCUUCACGGGGCUCUCGCCACAGACCCCAGGAAUGUGCAGGAGUGUUUGCGGACUGCUCGAGGGCGCUCACCCAGCCCUGUGCAGCUGAUAGUGGAGACACAGGGGGAUAAAAACCCAGAGGUGGUGAGCAUACGACAGGACCUGUCCGCCCCGCCGGGCUACACGCUGGCUGAAAACACAGCCCGCAUCCUCAAUAAGAAGCUGCAGGAGCAGAGCUUUAGAGAGGAGAGGAGGCUGCAGGCUGGAGGACAGAGCAGCCACAGCAGAGACAGCAGCAGGCAGGCCGACUCGGACAGAGCACAGUCUGGAUGUAUGGAGGACCUGCCUCGUUCUCCGGUGGCUCCGCCCCUGGACUCCUGCUUCCUGAGACCGGCCCGCCCAGCCAACCGCAGACUCCCCUCGCGCUGGGCUGCCUGCUCCCCCUCCACCUCUCCCAAGUGGAGUGAUGGCUCGAAGAGAAGGUUCACCUUUCUGCCGCCAGGACACCGGAAGAUCAUCCUGGAGGGCGAGGAGCCGGUGUAAGGCAUUCCUCUCCCUCCUCUCACCUUCCUUCACCUCAGCCUAAAAAGACCCAGUACCUCAGAAACCCCUCAAGUCUAGAGACUCACAAGAAACAGAGCCUGAAGUGGGGGUUAGGAUCCAUCCUAGUAGCACCAGCUGACCAUCGAGGAACCAGAACUUCUUUUUAGAAGAACCUGGAAUGUACUGUAAUAUCAUCAAAACAGACAUUAAAACUACAUUUUCAUCAGAGGUGCCUGCACACAUUUGAGUUACUCAUCACCCCACGUGUGUAUAUAUGUAUUUAGUACAUAUACAUAUUAUAGCCUCAAUUCUGAACCUUUUUUAAGGUGAAAACUGUAGGUCAGCUGUUGCAUUUUUAUCAGGUUUACACUUUUAAAAUGUUUUGUCCUGCAUCAGUUCAUGCUUUAGCUAUUUGUUUUUAAAUAAGUUCAUACGUCCAUUUUUAUUUGUUGCCAGCCUUUGAAGCUCGACCUUUCAGUUUAGUUUCAAGAAAAGACAACACAAGCAAACAAAAAGCUUCUGCUUCACCGGGUCUGAAGCAGAGACACAUGAUGUCAUUUCUGAUGCUAAUGUCCUUAUUUAUUUUUACACUGGGAUGAAUGUUUGACUCUGGAAACUUGUAGAAGAGGGGUGAUGACAAACUGAAUAACAUUAUGCAUAUUUGGAAGGCAGUUGUACAAAUAGUCAAAUAUUUGCAUGCCUUUUGAACACUAGCACUUUAGUGCAUGUACAUAUGAGUGAUAGUCAUUUGUAAUCACUCAGCUCUGCUAUGGGGACUAAGAAAACUUGUUGUGAUGGGAGCUGUUGAGCUGUUGAUUUUUCUGUCACAUGAUUUGCAUUGAUUAAAAUAAGAACAAUUUUUAAGUAAAUUAUUGUACCUACCAGACUGUCUUUGCACAGUUGUUACUAUUGGAUAUGAAUUACUUUUUCUUUUGACAAGAAAAGGGGGAUUAAAAAAACUGCUGAAUGUUUUAAAUGAAAAGUCUAUGUCAAAAAGUCUAACAUCUAUAGUCUU
Messenger RNA from Monopterus albus (swamp eel), 6295 nucleotides. It is a transcript of the gene mtcl1, whose product is annotated as microtubule crosslinking factor 1. Gene Ontology annotation, biological process: regulation of autophagy. NCBI's taxonomy places the organism in Eukaryota, Metazoa, Chordata, Actinopteri, Synbranchiformes, Synbranchidae. Bases 31 to 5280 code for a protein of 1749 amino acids. The record is from RefSeq and is a predicted model, not a curated record. The transcript is spliced from 15 exons.